GUCGGGGCGGAAGUGGCCGGGAGUUUGAUUGGCUGUUAGGUCGUUCGCCGGCGCCGUAGGAGGGAGAAAGAGGAAAGGUUUCGAAAUUCAAAGACACUAGGUAAGUGCCAUUGAGUGAAGUCAUAAACGUUUUCAUAUAACUAGGGUUUUGAGCCGGGCCUCCUCUCCGAGUUGUAAAAUGUAACAAAGGACGCGGAAAAAUAACCAUUUUUUAGCCAUUCCGCAAAUGAGCGAGCGAGAAAAAAUAUAUUAAACAAUCGGACGCGUACGAACAUACAUUAUCAACUUUCCGCCCAGUGAUCCUCCUCCCGCGGCCGAAUUAUCGAGUGCUUAACAGCGUUUUGUGAUCUCCUCCGACUCAUUUCGUGGUUUCAGUAAUGACCGGCUGAUCGCCCAAACGACACCGUUCCCGCCCGAAUUUUCAUAAACAGGAUUACCCCGUGCUCCAAUAAAUUAUUGACACGUGCUCCUUUUCCCUGGAUACUCAGUGUGUGCUCUUGUUGUUAGUGUCAAGUGAAUGUGCAGCCAUGUGUGCAGGUAAACAGAAACAAUUUAAUUCAGUUAAGUGAUCAGGCCGAAGUAUGUUACCCAAGUACCAUCAGCAGUACCAUCACCAGUUGUUCAGUCAUCCCUCCGUCGUCAUCAGCUCGGCUGCAUCGGCCGACUCGACCUCAGCCGUCAAUUACAGUAGUUCCCACGUGGCCAACAAUUCCUCCAACUCGUCUAGUUCCCCGCCUUCGUCCCUAGUUAGUGCAGCUUCCAGGAUGUACCCCUACGUCCACCACAAUCAGGCCCAGGUGGCGGCAGCUUUCGCGGGGGGCGGCCCCGGGUCCAUGGGGGCCUUUUCCUCGCAGACCUCGGCCAAUUUGGCGGCGGCCCUCGAUGCCGUCUCCGGGGACAAAUCGUGUCGCUACACCGGGAGCAUCCCCCAGCCGGACUCGAUGGUCUACAACCCCCUGCAGAACGGCUCGUCGGCGGCCAUCUCGGCCACCCCCUCGUCCAUCGUGUCGCAGUUUUACCAGGCCUCGGCCAUGGACCACCUCUCCACGUGCACCACCCCUGCCAGCUCGGGCACCACCGGACAGCAGAUGGGUGACAUUCCUAGGUACCCGUGGAUGCAUUUAUCAGCGGCUGAACUUCGAUCACGGGACCUCUCCACAGCAAGUUCACUAUCCUGUCCAAUCGACCAAAGAGGCCUGCUAUCGUAUUUUGAGAAAGAAUGGAUAAAUCCCUUUGAUCGAGUCGUAUGUGGUCCCAGCGGGUGUCCCCGACGACGCGGGCGGCAGACGUACACACGGUUCCAGACCCUGGAGCUGGAGAAGGAGUUCCACUUCAACCACUACCUGACGAGGCGGAGACGAAUAGAGAUCGCGCACGCCCUCUGCCUGACGGAGCGGCAGAUAAAGAUAUGGUUCCAGAACCGGCGGAUGAAGCUCAAGAAGGAGAUGCGGGCCGUCAAGGAGAUCAACGAGCAGGCGCGGAAGGAGCGCGAGGAGAAGGAGCGGCUCAAACAGGAGCAGCAGAGCAAGCUGGACUCGCAGCACCACUCGCAGAACCACACGCAGAACCACCACCAGAGCGCAGGCAUCCUCGACCACCACAAGAUGAUCUCAGGCAUCGAGAAGAACUCCACCGCCGACAUGCUCAAAGCCGUCGUCUCCAAAGUUCCGCCCACCUAAUAGCCCAUCCAACUUCGUCAGAAACCCUCUUUCGCAAGCUCAAAGUUCCCUGGAUAGUCCCGAGUGAGGAUCGCUUUACGCUUUUUUUAACCCUCUCAGUCCAAAAAUUGACUCCCUUCACUGAAAAAAAAGCCAGCCGUGGAGGCCGUACUUAUGGGCUAUAUACAGGGUUAUUCAAAAGUCACGCAUCAGUGGCCGUGAGGGUGGUGGCCAUGUGAAAUUUUUGAGUUGCCUCCCGACCCCCCCCCCUCCCCCGUGGGGAUCAAAAACUGGAAAGUGUUGAAAAACUUUUCCCUCUCGAUAU
Messenger RNA from Bemisia tabaci, 1983 nucleotides. Its product is annotated as homeobox protein abdominal-A homolog. NCBI's taxonomy places the organism in Eukaryota, Metazoa, Arthropoda, Insecta, Hemiptera, Aleyrodidae. Gene Ontology annotation, cellular component: nucleus. Gene Ontology annotation, molecular function: RNA polymerase II cis-regulatory region sequence-specific DNA binding; DNA-binding transcription factor activity, RNA polymerase II-specific. Gene Ontology annotation, biological process: anterior/posterior pattern specification; negative regulation of transcription by RNA polymerase II. The record is from RefSeq and is a predicted model, not a curated record.